Trichoderma citrinoviride is the source of this 3405-nucleotide messenger RNA. RefSeq lists its product as hypothetical. Gene Ontology annotation, molecular function: ATP binding; ATP-dependent chromatin remodeler activity. The coding region runs from base 1 to 3405 and encodes 1134 amino acids. NCBI's taxonomy places the organism in Eukaryota, Fungi, Ascomycota, Sordariomycetes, Hypocreales, Hypocreaceae. Gene Ontology annotation, biological process: transcription-coupled nucleotide-excision repair. The transcript has a single exon. Gene Ontology annotation, cellular component: nucleus. The record is from RefSeq and is a predicted model, not a curated record.
AUGGUAGCCGCAGCUCAACAUGUCUCAACCCCCGCAACGAAUCCGGAAUCACCACCGGCCAUUGGGAUGACCGAAGAUGAUGCGCUGAGGAAUCUCUCGGGAACCGUGCGAGAUCAGGAUGAUCUGGAACGAGAUAUUACCAUGCAGGCUAACGCGGCAAUCAUGGAGGCUGAGGAUAAAAAAGACCGAGCUCGGAUUGCCAAACUAGAGCUGGCUCGUGAGCGAUACCAGGCUCAGCUUGACACGGAGAAAAAGAAACUGGAUAAAGUUGCUGGCAACCCACGUCAGACCCGAGCCUUGCAAAUAGAGAUUGCCAGAAUCGAACAAGAGAUCAGCCAAGCUACUACGGAUAUCGGCGAUUUCGAACGGCGUAUCCAGAAGCGGCACGAAGAAGAUCCGCUACAGAGCAUGGCCCAGGCGAAGUCCAAGAGGCUUCCUGGCGAAAGCAAUCGCGACUAUCUCAUCCGAACCGGCAAGAUUACUCCGUUCUCAAAGCUAGGAGGAGCUCGUCCCGCAGGUAUAGAAGGCCAACUGGCAGACACCAUCUUGGAUGCUGAGGAGGAAGCGACUGCAAAUCAAUUAGUCGACGAGACCAGUGAGGGCCCUCUAUCUCAUCAAUUACUCCGGCGUCCUGGAUUCUCCGAAGACAUCACACCGUCCCCGGCGAGUGAAAAAAACGCAGCCGAGGCCGAGUUCUCACUUCGGCCACGAAAAAAGAGAAAGGUCGCAGGAAGGGCAGAGCGCGAACCCUCCGCUGAUUUUGAGCCCGAUGCACGUUCAAGCUCAGAAUCAGCCGACUCCGUGGUCUGGCAGCAGACAACCGAAGACGAUAUCGUUCGACAACAACGUCGCAAGGCAAAGGCUAAGAAACAGGCUGCUGAGCAAGAUUCCAUUGAUCUUAGCAAGAUUGAUGAUGGCAACGAGGCUCACUAUAAGCGGCGGCUCAAAGACUGGGUUGAUCGAAGGAGUCGAGCAAGGCGAGCCAAACGUCAAACCGAUCCUGCUGCAAGCCCUCAGGAGAGCGACGAGGAUGAAGAGGAGUGGUUCAAACCCGCGCCAGGUGUUCCCGAUCACCAUUUCACCGAGGAUCUCAAGCUACCAGGCGACGUAUACCCGUCGCUGUUUGGGUAUCAGAAAACAGGCGUGCAGUGGCUCGCGGAACUGUACAAACAAAGUGUUGGAGGAAUCAUCGGGGAUGAGAUGGGCCUUGGUAAAACCGUACAGCUUAUUGCUUUCAUCGCCGCUCUGCACUACAGCAAAAAACUGAAGAAGCCAGUCAUUGUAGUUGCUCCCGCCACGCUGCUUCGCCAGUGGGUGAGCGAGUUCCAUCGGUGGUGGCCACCGCUGCGCGUUUCUAUCCUGCAUUCUUCCGGCAGCGGAAUGCUCAACCCUUCGGUCGAAGAUGAGUAUGAUCUAGAACAUUUCAGCCCGAUGGCUGCCCGAUCAAACAAGGCUGCGAAAAGGAUCGUCCGAGGAGUGGUCCAGAAAGGUCACGUCUUGAUCACCACAUACACUGGUCUUCAGACAUAUGCCGAUGAGCUUUUGAACGUUGAAUGGGACUAUGCGGUGCUUGACGAGGGCCACAAGAUCCGAAAUCCAAAUGCCGAAAUCACCGUCACCUGCAAAGAGCUCAACACGCCAAAUCGACUUAUUUUGUCGGGAACUCCGAUUCAAAACAACCUCACCGAGCUGUGGUCGCUCUUCGACUUCAUCUACCCGAUGCGCUUGGGCACCCUCGUCAACUUCAAGCAACAGUUUGAGAUUCCCAUCCGACAAGGCGGCUAUGCAAACGCGUCCAACUUGCAAGUCAUGACUGCUGAAAAGUGCGCCGAGGCCUUGAAAGAGACCAUCAGUGAAUAUCUGCUCCAGCGAUUGAAGGUCGAUGUGGCCGCCGACCUCCCGGAAAAGACAGAGCAGGUCUUAUUCUGCAAAUUGACAGAAGGCCAGCGCAGUGCAUAUCAGACCUUUCUCCGCUCUGACGAAGUUUCUGCCAUUCUCAACAGGACACGCCAGUCGCUCUAUGGAAUUGACAUACUCCGCAAGAUUUGCAACCACCCUGAUCUCCUGGACAAGUCUCUCUCGCAAAAACCGGGCUACGAUUUCGGCAACCCAAAGAUGUCGGCAAAGCUUCAGCUUACCAAAGACCUCUUGCAAAAGGUCAUGAUUCCGAAUGGACACAAGACACUGCUGUUUUCACAAGGCAAGCAAAUGCUCAACAUCAUAGAAAAGUGCAUGAGGAAUUGUGGCAUAUCCUAUCUUCGUAUGGACGGCGAGACUCCGAUUGACCAACGACAGCCCAUGAUCGACAAGUUCAAUUCUGAUCCUAACAUUCACGUCUUCAUCAUGACAACCAGGACCGGUGGACUAGGCACGAAUCUUACUGGCGCUGAUCGUAUCAUCAUUUUUGAUCCGGACUGGAACCCGUCUACUGACCUGCAAGCGCGAGAGCGAGCAUGGAGACUCGGUCAGAACAAGCCCGUCAAGAUUUACCGGCUUAUGACGGAGGGUACGAUUGAGGAAAAGAUCUAUCAUCGCCAGAUUUUCAAGCAGUUUAUGACGAACAAGGUUCUCAAGGAUCCAAAACAGCGAAGCUCCUACGACCUCUCCGACCUGUAUGAUCUGUUUACCUUUGACGGAAACACAGACCCCGCGGCGUCAAGAAGCGAAGUCUUCAAGGGUGCGGAAGUCAAAAUGGGUGAAACCCGAGACAACACUGACGCAAAAGCUCUGGUUCCCAUUGGAAACAUGGGCCAAGAAAAACAGCAAGACGAAUUAAAGAGUUUAGAUACGGUCGCUGCAAUGGAGGACGUCAAUGAAGAUCCGUCUGCUCACGAAGAGAAGCGCAUGCUUGAGGGCAUCUUUGCGCGAUCAGUGAAUAGCGCUUACGACCACGAACAGAUUGUUAAUGGACCGCAGAAAGUAAAGGCCGAUAUAGCUAUUCUGCGCCAAGAGGCCAACAGAGUAGCCCGCGAGGCUGCUGCCCAUCUCCGGCACUCGGGAGAGGAAGCCCGUCGAGUCCCAAUUGGAACGGUCACUUGGACAGGCGAAGUUGGCACAGCCGGUCGUCCUGGCGGCAACCGUCGUCGUGGCGGUCCGAGCUCGGCCGGUGUUGUGGGCAAUCUCGCGGGUCGCCAGGGACUGGACAGCGGUAGCAGCUCUCGGUCCGGCACACCCGCAAGUGACAGGAAUAUGAAGGCGAAGGACUUCAUUCCCUUGAUCAAGGCCUUCAUCAAUCGUCACGGAGGAAAGGUCCCCAGCAAGAUGUUGGUGGACCACUUCAACCCUUACUGUCCUGGGAAGAAGCAGACCGACGAAUUCAAGACGGCGCUGGAAACGAUCGCGGUUCUGAACCGGGUCAGCAGUACUGGCAGGGGCAUGUGGUCGUUGAAGCCCCGGUUUCAAUAA